Molecule: messenger RNA, 1152 nt
Organism: Herpailurus yagouaroundi (jaguarundi)
Lineage: Eukaryota; Metazoa; Chordata; Mammalia; Carnivora; Felidae
Product: CMRF35-like molecule 6
Exons: 5
Coding region: 265-846 (193 amino acids)
Cellular component (GO): plasma membrane
Molecular function (GO): transmembrane signaling receptor activity
Source: RefSeq, a predicted model, not a curated record
CACCCCACCCUCCAUUGAUGCUCAGGGUGUCCCUGGAGUGGACAGAGCUGACAGUGAAAGUUGGUGACUCAAGGGUGAGGUACAGCAAUGGGGCCAACAGCCCUGGGGCCUUGUUUAGAAGGCAGAAUGUAGACUUGAGAAGGAUGAAGACAGAACCACCUGCUGAAGCCUGAGAGAGAGGAAGAGCAGAGUGGAGGGAGGGAAGGGAGAAGAAGUGAGGAAGAAAGGAGAUACGGCAGAGGAGCGAUCCACUGAGGCCAGAAGAUGUGUCUUUCCAGUGCCUUCCUGCUCCUCUGCCUUCUGGGCUAUUUCACUCUGAGCAUUCCCAGGAUCUUAAAAGGCACAACGGGAGGAACAUUGGUGAUGGAGUGCCGGUACAAUGUGGGAGAGGAGGGUCACAGGAAGUUCUGGUGCCGAGGGCCCAACUGGACAGACUGUGUCCGAGUCAUUGAAACGGAACAGAUGGCAGGGCAAGAGGUGAGGCGUGGCCGAGUAACCCUUCGAGACAACCCCAGAGAGCACCUUUUCCAUGUGAUCACGGAGGACCUGGAGGAAGGAGAUGCAGACACUUACUGGUGCGGGGUGGACAGGGCCACAAGUGUCCCCCAGGCCCCGGUGGCCGUGACUAUUUUUCCAGACUCAGCGACAGUAUCAAUGAUGACCACUGAGACAUUGGCCAGCAUGGGAGCCCCAGCUCUGACCAGUUACAUGGCCAGCCCUGGCCUUCCUGCUUGGCCCUUCCUGUUCUUUGCCAGCUUCCUAUUCCUGGUCUUGCUGAAAGUCAGCCUCUUCCUGAGCUUCAGUUAUGCUGCCGUUUGGUUGGCCUGGCUUCAGCGUCACCUCUGAGGAUGAUGGUCUGUCCAGCCCAGUGUAACUGCAGCUCACUCCCCAGUGACUCCCUGUCUGGUGACACAGUUCCUGGCCUCUCUGCUCCAAACUCAGCCUGGACCCAUCCCUGGGAUGUGAAGCCAGAAAUGAAUCAGCCCCAGCAGAGACUUUUGUGCCUGGGCAUUGAGUCAUCUUUGCCAGAUCCUUUCCCGGGCUGGUCUGACAGCAGACACCAGGACUCCAUGUGAGGACAUGGGCUGUGGACUGAGAUGGAUGUGUGUUCAAACUUCAGUGCUUACAACAUGACCCAGUAGAGGUUUUUGA